Molecule: messenger RNA, 1027 nt
Organism: Spodoptera frugiperda (fall armyworm)
Lineage: Eukaryota; Metazoa; Arthropoda; Insecta; Lepidoptera; Noctuidae
Product: GILT-like protein 1
Exons: 5
Coding region: 347-997 (216 amino acids)
Molecular function (GO): oxidoreductase activity, acting on a sulfur group of donors, disulfide as acceptor
Source: RefSeq, a predicted model, not a curated record
GUUAUUGGUCUUGCACGACUUCAGUGCUAGCUGCCGAGUCUAGAUCAAUAGUUUAUUUUAAAAAUUUCUCUUUAUUCGAUUCAGUAACCUCCAUACAUUAUAUUAAAAUAUUCAUCUACGUUCUAUAAUUCGUAGACAGUACUGUAGCUAUCUAUCGUUAUCGGUCCGUACGUAAAAGCACAUCGUAAAAUUGAUCACAUGUGAGUCAAGUCAGGUGCGGACCGGCCGCGAAUUAACAGCAAUUGUAACAUUUACUCGUAAAUAUUUACCACAAAUGUUCCCCGCGCACUAAUCAAACAUAGCCCGGUUCUAUUAGAGACAAAUUAUCACCAUUUCAUAGUACAAAAUGUUACGGUUUAGUCAACUAGUGCUUGUGUUUGUUGUCGCGCUGAAACAGGUCGAGAGCGAUGCUCCACAAAAGAUACCUGUUAAAAUAUACUAUGAGAGCCAGUGUCCGGACAGCAGAAAUUUCAUUGAAAACCAACUGGAACCAUCUAUACGCCACCUCCAGGAUUAUAUAAGUCUACAUUUUGUACCUUUUGGAAAAGCUUCUAGCGUUACCCAAGGGUACGAUGGUUUUGUAUGUCAGCACGGUCCCAGUGAGUGUACCGGCAAUAUGGUGCAGAGCUGCGCGCUGGAUCUCAUGCAGGAACGAAACGACGUGGAAAAGGUUCUAUAUGUACUCUGCGAAAUGAGGACUGAGGCAGGAACUAGAAAGGAUAUGAAGUGCGCAAAGAGGGUGGGUCUCCGAGCGAGUGAUGUGAGAGCGUGUGUGGACUCAAAUAUGGGUACAGUGUUGCAGCUGCAGGCUGAAAAAGAUACUAAGCGCAUCAGACCGAAGUUCAUACCCACUAUCACUGUAAACGGGAGGUUCAACCAACAGAUACAAAAUUCUGCGUUAGUAGACUUCCCAGGAACAAUUUGUUCGAUACUUGGAAACAUACCGCCUUGCGUUGAACACUUCAAUAAAGUAGUCUAUCAAUACGUUUUAAUUUGAACAGACAAUAAAUAUAUAUUUCGUACCUAA